Molecule: messenger RNA, 213 nt
Organism: Purpureocillium takamizusanense
Lineage: Eukaryota; Fungi; Ascomycota; Sordariomycetes; Hypocreales; Ophiocordycipitaceae
Exons: 1
Coding region: 1-213 (70 amino acids)
Source: RefSeq, a predicted model, not a curated record
AUGGCACGUGGAGUGGCGGUCAACGUGGAUAUGGCGGAAAUCGCGGAGACCGAGGAAGCCACAGAGGCGACUGUGGCCGUAGGGGAAUGGCAUUCGAAGGAGGCAACAGAGGAGAUCGUGGGAACCGAGGAGGCGGUAGAGGGGACCGUGGCCGUGGUCGAGGCGGCUUCCGGGGAGGAAGAGGACAUGUUACGGAUCCGACCACAGCGAUGA